GCCGAGGGAUUACCAGAGCUUCUUCCGUUGACAGAAAUGAGGCCAUUUCUUAGCGUGAUGCAUGCUAAAGCCCAUACAGCAAAAUGCGAGGUGAGAUGGGGUGGCAGAAGUCAGGAUGGAGCAGGAAACACAGUGGGAGAGGAAGUAGAGCAGGAAGAGUGAACAUGCUCACUCAACAGGCCAUGGGUUGGAACAGAAGGAAGAGGGACAACCUUCAUCAAGUUUUAGCCCACAGAUAUGUCAAAAUCACAGAGAGUGCAAAGGUGGAAGCUGCCAGCUUCAGCGACUUCAAAAAGGAGCACAACCUUGAUCAGGAGACCAUACAGCAGUGGGUGUAUGAUGUCAGGCAAUGGGCGGUCACAGAGAGAGUCUACGCCCCAGGGUGUACUGAAGGACUGAGGGUGGAUAUUGAGAACAUUACCGUCACUCUUUUGCGCAGGAAGCAAGAUCUGUAUCGUCAGCAUGAUAGCAACCAGGCAAGGCAAACAAAGAGGAAGAGAAUGACAGAGCUGAAGAAGAAGCUUCGCGAAAAAGUUGUGCAAUACAACACCGGAGUGCAGGAAGAACAGAUUGACGAGGAGUUGGCUUGCAGUCUGACAGAGGGCUACAUCCUACCAUGGGAGAGGCAUGAACAUGGCAACACCUUCAGGUUGAAGAGGUCUGUCUUUGACCAGGUAAUGCUGAUCAAACGUUUGGAGGAGGAGCAGAGCAUCCUGGUGAAAGAGAUGUCGCAGCACAUCAUGUUCCUUCUGAAGGAAGUGCAAGAAGUGGAAGCACUCAGAGGACAGACUUUGGAGGGCAUCAAAACCAGCAGCAUGUCUGAGAUCUUAAAAUUUGAAUAUUUUCAUCCACUCUUCAACACAUUGCAUGUCUUACAUAAGUAGAACACAUCUGUCACUGUGUCAGGCCGAAGUGAAAUAGUAAAUUACUGAAACUAUUCAUUAUCAAGAUCAUAAUCGAUUAUUUUCUGUCUAUUGACAAAUUGUUAAGCACUAUAUCAAACAUUAAUCAACAUGUCCCUUUUGGCACCCAAUAUAUAGUAACAUCCUUCAGUUUAAGAUGGAUUUACCUAAUUUGGAGUGUUUUUACAUAUGCAGCAUUGUACAAUGCAAAGAGAUUUGCAAUUGUCAUGGUUUGUUUACAUUGAGCCCUUUUGCUGUGUGAUUAUUCCUCUACAGAUUUUGGUGACCUGACAGAGGAUGCUGCACAUGGGCUCAAGAGUGUCCUCAGUCGGAGGUGGCACUUCCUCAAAAGCCAACACAAACAAGGCUGUACAUGCGUACAGUGGUAUAGCCGCUAUGAAAUGCCAUGAUCUUCAAUUACAGCAGGACAUUGAGGAGUCGGAUGACAAUGACUACACUAGCCCUGAGUCUGAGGAAGAAGACCUGUAAAGGUUUCUGCCAAGCAAAACAGAGGCACUGGAGAGCUCUUUCACAAGCGACGUGUCAUGUCCACACGCUGGCGCACGCCAUAAUAAUGACAAAACACAUUUAAAACACACUUAAAGCCAUACAAAAUAAAGACAUUAUAAAACACUAUAUAUGAAACUAUGCACUUGUUUCGCCCGACUGAGUUCAUAGUAAUGUGAAAAUGUGUUUAUAUUUUGUACUUCCGUUUAUUUAAAGCGCUUUGACUUGCUGAUGUGUAUGAAAAUAACUUGCCUUGC
Messenger RNA from Trematomus bernacchii (emerald rockcod), 1666 nucleotides. RefSeq lists its product as uncharacterized. The record is from RefSeq and is a predicted model, not a curated record. NCBI's taxonomy places the organism in Eukaryota, Metazoa, Chordata, Actinopteri, Perciformes, Nototheniidae. The coding region runs from base 84 to 884 and encodes 266 amino acids. The transcript has 7 exons.